Molecule: messenger RNA, 917 nt
Organism: Cornus florida
Lineage: Eukaryota; Viridiplantae; Streptophyta; Magnoliopsida; Cornales; Cornaceae
Product: probable calcium-binding protein CML18
Exons: 1
Coding region: 188-748 (186 amino acids)
Molecular function (GO): calcium ion binding
Source: RefSeq, a predicted model, not a curated record
CUUAUUAUUGCAGAUGAUUGACAUUUGGCGUGCAAAAUCACUCGGUUGUUUCUCUCUCUAAAUCUACACCAAUCUCUCUUUCUAAACAGAAGUUUCUGUGGCGGUGCGCCUCGCUCCACCGCUAUAUAAUCACACAGAAUCUUCCCCUCUCCGCAAACAAACGAUAAGUUGAUUUGAGAACAGAGCAAUGGCAACAAACCCUAACCCUAAUCCCAGUCCCAGUCCCAGUCCCAGUCCCAGUCCCAGUACUACUCUGUUACUACAGAACAUGGAAGAAGUGAAGAAAGUGUUCGAAAAGUUCGACGCCAAUGGCGACGGCAAGAUCUCGGCGACGGAGUUUGCCGACGUGAUGAAGGCGCUCGGAUCGAAAGCCUCCAUGGAGGAGGUGAGCAGCGCGAUGGAGGAGAUCGACGCUGACCAAGACGGUUUCAUCAACCUCGAAGAGUUCGCUGCUUUCUUAAAGGGAGGUUCCGCCGCGGACGGCGGCGGCGGCGACGACGACGAUGGUGGGGUCGGACAGAUCAGGGGAGCGUUUGAGAUCUUCGAUCAGGACAAGAACGGUCUGAUCUCCCCAUCCGAGUUGCAGGGUGUUAUGCAUAAGUUGGGAGAGAAGUGCACGGUUAAUGAUUGUUCCCGAAUGAUCAAGGCCGUCGAUUCCGACGGCGAUGGUAACGUCAACUUUGAUGAAUUCAAGAAGAUGAUGACUAACCGCUCCACCGACCGUGAUACACAGCAGUUGGGGAAUUGACGGUAGAUCUAGGAUGUGUGCGUAUACAUGUUAUCAUUUCUCUCGUAGUAUUGUUAAUCGCAAGCAAAUUAAGGACUUGUUUGGUUUAAUUAUUUUCUUAAAAAACAUCAUUAAAAGUAGUAGUUAAAAUGAUUUUCGGUUUAGUUAAAUUUAAAGUUAUUUUGCUCAA